Molecule: messenger RNA, 1823 nt
Organism: Musa acuminata AAA Group (dessert banana)
Lineage: Eukaryota; Viridiplantae; Streptophyta; Magnoliopsida; Zingiberales; Musaceae
Product: adenine/guanine permease AZG1-like
Exons: 1
Coding region: 71-1741 (556 amino acids)
Biological process (GO): adenine transport; guanine transport; transmembrane transport
Cellular component (GO): plasma membrane
Molecular function (GO): purine nucleobase transmembrane transporter activity
Source: RefSeq, a predicted model, not a curated record
UAUAUAUAUAUAUAUACAGACGUUAUUAAUGUAAACUCUGUCCAACUUCUCUGACCGUCUCACUUGGGCGAUGGAUUCGACUGCGGAGAUGUCGCCGACGACCGUGGUGGCGACGUCAAUGGCGGGGAGGGGACCCCGACUGGGAAUGCUCAACGCGGCGGUGGCCAAGUCGUGGGUGGGCCGGCGGUUCAAGUUGGCGGAGCGUGGCACGACCUUCACCACCGAGCUGCGCGCUGGCACCGCCACCUUCCUCACCAUGGCGUACAUCCUCGCCGUGAACGCCUCCAUCCUCUCGGACUCCGGCGCCACCUGCUCCGUGCAUGACUGCCUCAGCCCAUCCCCCUCCUGCAGCUUCCCGCCGGUGGACCCGGGCUACGCCGCCUGCGUCGACCGCGCUCGCCGUGACCUCAUCGUCGCUACUGCUGCCGCCUCCAUCAUUGGCUCGUUCAUAAUGGGCGCCUUCGCCAACCUGCCGCUGGCGCUGGCGCCGGGCAUGGGCACCAACGCCUACUUCGCCUACACCGUGGUCGGCUUCCACGGCUCCGGCAACCUCCCCUACCGCACCGCCCUCGCCGCCGUCUUCCUCGAGGGCCUCCUCUUCCUGCUCAUAUCCGCCCUCGGCCUCCGCGCCCGCCUAGCCAAACUCGUGCCCCGCCCCGUCCGAAUCUCUUCCUCUGCUGGCAUCGGUCUCUUCCUCGCCUUCAUCGGCCUCCAGAACAACGAGGGCGUGGGUCUCGUCGGCUACAGCUCCUCCACCCUCGUCACCGUCGCCGCCUGCCCCAGCAAGUACCGCGCCUACCUCGCCCCCGUCCAGACCUUCGAUAACGGCACCGUGGGCCUGAUCCCCGGCGGCACCGUCUCCGGCGACGUCCUCUGCCUGCGCGGCCGCAUGGAGUCCCCCACCUUCUGGCUCGCCGUCGUGGGAUUCCUCAUCAUGGCCUUCUGCCUCAUCAAGAACAUCAAGGGCGCCAUGAUCUACGGCAUCGUAUUCGUCACCGCCGUCUCCUGGUUCCGCCACACCUCCAUCACCGCCUUCCCAGACACCCCCAGCGGGGAAGACGCCUACCGCUACUUCAAGAAGGUGGUGGACGUCCACCACAUCAAGUCCACGGCGGGAGCGCUCAGCUUCAAGGGCAUCGGCACCGGCCGCUUCUGGGAGGCGCUCGUCACCUUCCUCUACGUGGACGUGCUCGACACCACGGGCACGCUCUACUCCAUGGCACGCUUCGCGGGCUACGUGGACGCCAACGGGGACUUCGAGGGGCAGUACUUCGCCUUCAUGUCGGACGCGGCCGCCAUCGUGGUGGGCGCGCUGCUGGGCACGUCGCCGGUCACAGCCUUCAUCGAGUCGUCGACGGGGAUCAAGGAGGGGGGCAGAACAGGGAUGACAGCGCUCACGGUGGCGGGCUACUUCCUGCUCGCCUUCUUCUUCACGCCGUUGCUGGCGUCGAUACCAGCGUGGGCGGUCGGGCCGCCGCUGGUGCUGGUUGGGGUACUGAUGAUGAAGGCCGUAGUGGAGAUCGAGUGGGAAGACAUGAAGGAAGCCAUCCCGGCCUUCAUGACCAUGCUCCUCAUGCCCCUCACCUACUCCAUCGCCUACGGCCUCAUCGGCGGCAUCGGCACCUACGUCGUCCUCCACGCCUGCGACUGGGCCUACGCCGCAUGGGCUCGCCACAGCCCCGCCAACAAGAGCUUACCGCUCGUCAGCAACCGCUGCAGUGGCAACGGUGACGAUGCAUGACAAGCUCUAUGAUUACUAUCACCAUUAUUAUUCAUCGAAAGGAAUCAUCAAUGUGCCAAGAAUGUACAUUUGGAUUUUUCUU